AUGGAUUUGGCAUUGCUGCGCUCCCGCCGUGGCGGCGACCGGGUCGCCUUCGACCUGCUGAAGCGCUGGAUCUCCAAUGCCUUUCUGCGCGAGGUGCGCGACACGGCCCCAGCGGGCUGCCCCUGGCAAUCGCUGACCAGGGCGCUGGAGGAGUCUCGGCGGCGACGCUGGCGUGAGGCUCGCUCCGAGGGCACAGACCUGGAGUUCGAUCCCAUCACAGAGGCGGACCUCCGAAAAUCGCUGGUCCAUGCCUACAAGGAGAUGCCUGAAGCUGUGCUGCGGGUAGUGGCGGAGGCGAAGCUGAAGGACGAGCUGUCCAUCUUCCAGCUCGGGCACUUUCCAAACACGACUGAGGUGCUGGAGCACUGGAAGUGGUACCUCUACUGUCUGACUUUCGAAAGUCGUGAGUUCACCUCGAAUGGUCUUCAUUGGGACAAGUAUCCUGACUUGUCCUACCCCUGCAUUGUACGAGUGCCUCUGGACUACGUGGACCUGCAGAUCUUGGCAAGAAUCUUCAAGGUGCAGAUCACGGUGUCCCGGCUGGGCCGUGAAGCCCUGCGCCUGCUUCCGAGCGAGGCGGAUGGCUGCGAGGAGAUCGUGCACCUCGUUAUGCACGGAGGACUCUGGGCGCCAGUCCUUGGCUCGCGGCCUCCUCUGCGGGAGGCCGACUUCGUCGGGGCCGUGGUCCAGCUUGGCCACGAUUUGCACUGCUUCGAAGCUUUCGCCGAAAAGACGGCUUGCAUCCUCGAUUUCGACGAAGUGCAGGAUUUUUGCAGGGCUUGCGUGGGGAGGCACAUCAUCCCUGUGCAGCGCGAGCGAAUCUGCAAGAUCGUCGCUUGCGACGGGACGCAGCAUCAUCCGCGCUAUCGGAUACCACAGGCCGAGCUGAUGCGGCGCGAGAGCCGGCGCCUCCGAGCCGCGCUCGACGGCCCAGGGCCAGGCGACGCUCCGAGCUUCCAUGGAAUUCCGGACGGUUCGCUCGAGUUUCAGGUGCUCCUGGAUUUGGUGACUCAGUUGGUGUGCGAGCGACUCUGCACCACACGUUGGAAAAUCGAGGGUGAGCCGCCAGCGAAGCUCGACGACUAUGCCAGGUACCUGGACAAACUGGCAGACCUCGCGCCGCUGCCUCCGGUGGAGGUGCUUGAGGUGCAGCUCACGCAGCCCUACCUCCAGCGGAUGAAGGGCUCAAGCUGCGAGGACAUUUCGGAAGGGCGCCGCUCUCUCGAGGAAGUGGUGCAGAUGUUGGAACCCUCCAAGGGCCCCAGCACGGUUUGGAUCCGGUGUCCCAGCAGCUUUCGGCCGCUCGCCAGCCAGAGGAACAGCCUCUUGAGCUGCGAGGCGGGCGACUGGAUCGGGCUCAUGGGGCUCGGAAGAGAAUACCCUGACGGCUCGCGGCUGCUCUUGGCUAAGCCCGCCGGUCUCAAGGGAAUGCCGCUUUGGAUCCUCAGCGACGUGAUUUCCCGCUUCUCCGUCAGGGAGGAGUUCGCUCCUUCACCCGAGUGGCCGUAUCCGCAGGAGUUCCUGACGCUGAAGAACGGCGAUCUUGUGCAGGUCACUGACCGUCCCAAUGGGCAGUGGCAAG
Symbiodinium sp. CCMP2456 is the source of this 1582-nucleotide messenger RNA. The record is from the annotation of a GenBank genome assembly. Lineage: Eukaryota; Dinophyceae; Suessiales; Symbiodiniaceae.